Messenger RNA from Bursaphelenchus okinawaensis, 1609 nucleotides. The record is from the annotation of a GenBank genome assembly. Lineage: Eukaryota; Metazoa; Nematoda; Chromadorea; Rhabditida; Aphelenchoididae.
AUGAGGUUACCCUUGAUCUUCUGCACCAUCUGUUUAUCGCUAUCACUUUCAAACGAGUUAUCAGACGAAUUGCCAGUAUGUAAUUGCUCCUCGACUACACCAGACUACUACUAUGAUCUUCACCCAGUACCAGACAUCAAAUGUCGACCAUGUUUCGAAGGAUCUCAAUGUGUACAAGAGCAAACUGGUGCCACGUGUCAAUGUGCACCAUUCCGUUUUGGUACCUACUGUCAGUAUGCAGAUUUGUGCCACAAUGGGCGAAGUCAAUGCGUUGGGGAUUGUAAAGAAAGUUUUCGCGGCCGAAAAUGCGUUUGUAAUGAGGAUAAGGGAGGUGAAUUCUGUGAAUUCCAGAAGCCGAAACAGGAGAUUCUACUGACAUUUGAAGUGACAGAGCCUCAAGGAGUUCAGAAUGUACAUGAUGGACUUGACGUGUUAACAAAAGCGGCUCAUUUGGGUGGGUUUGAAGUGCUGGAUGAUGGUAAAGCCAUUUAUAAAAGCAGUGGGAAUUUGUGCAUGAAGGAGAAGAUUGAUCAGAACAGGGAUAUUGAUGUAGAAGAUGAGGAUUUUGGUGAGUUUGGCUUUUUGGAUGAUUUUAGAAAGUUUUGAAAUGGUUUUUUGUUUUGUAAAGAAAGUUUUUGCCAUUUUUCGUUUUGUAAAGAAAGUUUUUGCCAAUUUUUGUUUUGUAAUGAAAGUUCUUGCCAUUCUUUGUUUUGUAAAGAAAGUUCUAGCAAUUUCUACUUUUUAAAAGCUAAUUUAUAUUUUAAGCAGCUUGCGAGUGACAUGUUAUACGAUGUAAUAUGUGUUAAGUUUUUUAGAAAAAAAUUUGUGGGCAUUACUUAUCAGGACAAAAUUAUAAACAUCGUAUUUUACAAAAAAUUUUUUAAAUUUUAAAAUUUCAGAACCAUACCAAAUCAUAAUCAAAGCGAGGUUAUUAAUGGCUUGUGGGCGGCUGGCUGAACAUCAUCAUACCGAAAUUUUCACUUGCUACACUUCAGCCUACGAUGCUGUGCAUACGUUGGGCAGCUUGAGGUUAUACGAGGUGAGUUGUUACUACGGAGUAAAGUAGAAGGGUUAGUAGUGAGAAACGUAACCCAAGAUUGAGGCCCGGCUUGUUUUCACUUUUAACUCAAGGCCGGCCCGGCCCGGUUUUAUCGUAGGGCCCGGGCCGGGCCAGGUAAGGUAAUGUAGAGCUCAGAGGAAGUAGGGUAAGAAAGUAGGGUAGGAUAGGGUAGGGUAGGGUAAGGUGGGGUAGAGUAGGGUAGCCCUGUGGAAUUUUCGACCCAUGCUUUAAAAUCAAAAGUGCCCACCAAGCCCUCUUCAUAGGGGGUGUGGAAUUACAAUUUUAAAAAUUUUUAAAAAUUUUAAAUUUCAGCAAACCAAGCGCUUUGGCCUCAACUUUAUUCACGUUGAAGUGGACCACAGCAUUCUGGAAUGUCAACAUAUCAUUGCUUUAAUCAUCAGCAUUCUGGCUAUUUUGACAAUCGUAACGACGGCUUAUUGCCUAUAUCAACGAAUCUCAUAUCGAAGGCGCUUUCGGGGGUCUGGUGCACAUGGUACCGGCUCGGGUGAUACCAUGAACAAAUUGAUCGAGCCAAAUGGCUAUUUUUAA